Trichoderma gamsii is the source of this 759-nucleotide messenger RNA. RefSeq lists its product as hypothetical. Gene Ontology annotation, cellular component: nucleus; cytoplasm. Gene Ontology annotation, molecular function: protein binding. Bases 1 to 759 code for a protein of 252 amino acids. The transcript has 4 exons. Gene Ontology annotation, biological process: proteasome-mediated ubiquitin-dependent protein catabolic process. The record is from RefSeq and is a predicted model, not a curated record. NCBI's taxonomy places the organism in Eukaryota, Fungi, Ascomycota, Sordariomycetes, Hypocreales, Hypocreaceae.
AUGAUGUCGUCGGCUUCUACAGCUACUCCGGCUAAGCAUGCCUUUGAGAGGCGUGUCGAGGGGGUCAAGUCUCCCAAAAACGAUAUUAAUGCCUUGAUUUUGGACUAUUUGACCAUGGAGGGCUACCCGAACGCGGCCGCAAGGUUCUCGAAAGAGGCAAAAUUGCAGCCGCAGCAGGAUACCUCGGCUAUCCGAGCACGGCAGCAGAUUCAGAACUGCAUCCAUAGUGGAAACAUCCAGACUGCUAUCGAGACUUUGAAUGAGCUUGAUCCUGAGAUCUUGGAUAAGGAUAAGGCCUUGCGGUUUUCUCUUCUGCGGCUCCAGCUCGUUGAGUUAAUCCGGGUUAGCAAUGCGUCCGGAGGUGAUAUUGGUCCUGCACUGAAGUUUGCCACGGAACAACUGGGACCGCCUGCUUCCACCAACCCUGCAUUUUUAGAGGACCUGGAAACAACAAUGGCUCUGCUAUUAUUUAAUCCAGACUCCUUAGAGCCGCAACUCGCUGCUCUUCUCGACCCUAGCCUACGUCGUGAUGCUGCGGACAGAGUAAACAGGGCUAUCUUGGAAAGGCAAUCGACCAGACGAGAGGCCGCCAUCCGCCAGCUCGUGAAAAUGCGAGCCUGGGCAGAGAGUGCGGCGAGAGAGAAGGGGAACGGCCUCCCAGAACGUCUCGAUCUCGGAUUGGGAGGUGACGAGUCCCAAAGCCAAACAUGGCGAGGAUCCGGUUCUGAAAAUGGACAUGAAUCCAUGAUGACGACUUGA